Penicillium bovifimosum is the source of this 957-nucleotide messenger RNA. Its product is annotated as SDR family oxidoreductase. Gene Ontology annotation, molecular function: 2,4-dienoyl-CoA reductase (NADPH) activity. Gene Ontology annotation, biological process: fatty acid catabolic process. The transcript is spliced from 6 exons. The record is from RefSeq and is a predicted model, not a curated record. Lineage: Eukaryota; Fungi; Ascomycota; Eurotiomycetes; Eurotiales; Aspergillaceae. The coding region runs from base 1 to 957 and encodes 318 amino acids.
AUGCCUCUUCCCAAGAAUGAAUAUUUGAGCGACACCUGGAAGGAUGGGAUUUUUGAAAACAAGGUAGUCUUCUGCACAGGUGGUGCUGGAACUAUUUGUAGUGCUCAGGUUCGGGCCUUGGUUCAUCUCGGUGCCAAUGCCUGCAUCAUCGGUCGCAACGUCGAGAAGACUGAGCGCGUCGCUAAGGACAUCGCGACGGCCCGACCCGGUGCUAAGGUCAUUGGUAUUGGUGCCGUUGACGUGCGCAAGCUUGAUAGUCUGCAGCAAGCAGUCGAACGUUGCGUCAAGGAGCUCGGAGGCAUUGACUUUGUCAUCGCCGGAGCAGCGGGCAACUUCCUCGCCUCGAUUGAGCAACUUUCCGUCAAUGCCUUCAAGUCAGUCAUGGACAUCGAUGUCUUGGGGUCAUAUAACACCCUGAAGGCCACCCUUCCUUAUCUGCAGGAGUCAGGCCGCAAGCAUAGAAUGGAUUCCAAAUCUCUUCAACCAGCGCCAGGAGGCACCGGCGGAAGGAUCAUUUUCGUCAGCGCCACUCUUCACUACCGAGGCCAGCCCUUCCAGGCCCAUGUCUCCGUUGCCAAAGCCGGUAUCGAUGCCUUGUCGCACAGUGUCGCCAUCGAGUACGGCCCCCGCGGCAUUACUUCUAACAUUAUCGCACCGGGUCCUAUUGCACAGACUGAGGGUCUGGAGCGCCUACUGCCAUCAAAUGCCCUGGAAGCGUACACCAAGUCUCAACCCCUCGGCCGCUUUGGUCACGUCCGCGACAUUGCGGAUGCCACUGUGUAUCUGUUCUCAGAUACUGGCAGCUAUGUCACAGGUCAAACCCUUGUCGUUGAUGGUGCGAACUGGCGCAUGUCGGCAGGCGGUGCUUCCGGUGGAGAAUUGUCUUACCCAGACUUCUUGCUCUCCGGAGAUGAGGUGCCUAAUGUAACUGGCAAGAAGUCGAAGUCUAAGCUCUGA